AUUGGCGGUGAGAGUGCGAACCGAAGAAGUUCCUUCCACAUUAUGGCCGUUGCAGUGCGACUGGUGGAAGCUCUGACUCUGAUCACCAUAAUGGGCCUGAUUACCUGCCUGAGCCUCAGUGUGAUCCUGGCCGAGCGUGCCAUCAGUGUGAUUAUGACGUUUCUUGGGCCAGCAGCUGGUAUAGUGCAGUUUGUGUUGCUUUUUAUUGAGAAAAUUCUGGUGUAUGCCCUGCUUUCCAUCUUGGGUUUUGUCAAUACGGUGAUCACAACUCUGCGUGUAACUGGCCUGGCAUGAGGACCGCUCUCCCCCCUGUCAUUUCCGAAUUUCGAUCC
Drosophila subobscura is the source of this 332-nucleotide messenger RNA. RefSeq lists its product as uncharacterized. The record is from RefSeq and is a predicted model, not a curated record. The coding region runs from base 43 to 294 and encodes 83 amino acids. Lineage: Eukaryota; Metazoa; Arthropoda; Insecta; Diptera; Drosophilidae. The transcript is spliced from 2 exons.